CUUCCAAACUGAUACGCGGAAGUGUUAAGUCUACGUGGGGUAGUGAGGUUGGUCCGGAGUGCAUGAGAGUGUGUGUGUGUUAGAGUGUGUUUGUUUAGUUCUGUGUGUGUGUGUGUGUGUGUGUGUGUGUGUGAGGGAGAGAUGUUAUAAAUGAAGGCAGCGGACUUAUUGCGGGUGGUUCGGGAUCAGAUGGCGCGGAGACCCGGCAUGCUGUGCGCGGCUCUGCUGCUCACCUGCGCGCUCAUCCUCGCUGUCACACUCACCUGCAGUCGUGCGAAGAGUGUGGUGGCGCUGGCCCGUCCCCCGGUGCGGUUCUUGUCCCCAUCUGUCCCGGUGGUGGACCUGUUUCUGGGACAGCAGGACCAGGUGGAGAAGUUGAUGGAGGGUUCUGAUGUGAGCGUGCUGUUUUACUACGCUCCGUGGUGCGCUCACUCCAUUGCCGCCAGGGAACACAUCCAGCAGGUGGCGCUGCGUCUCACCAAUCAGGUUCAGUUUGUGGCGGUGAACUGUUGGUGGCAUCAAGGAAAGUGCCGGAAAAAGAAGAACUUCUACCAGUACCCGGUUCUACACGUGUACCACAGGAGGUUUGGUCCUAUUCACUAUAAAGGGCCCUUAUUAGCAGAAUAUAUGGAGAGUUUCAUACGCCAAGUCUCCGCCCCCUUAAUGUACCUGCCCUCUCGCUCCGCCCUCCACACCUUUUUAUCUCACCACGAGCAGGGUGUGGUGGGCUUCUUUGACUUUAACUCAUCCCCACAGCCACCCGGUUAUAUCACCUUCUUCUUCUCUGCACUGCACAUGCUCAGAAAAGAUCCUCAGGGGGUGGUGCGUUUCGGCGUCGUGACCAAUCGGGACGUGGCGGCGGGGAUGUGGGUGACAGAGGAUCAGAGUGUGUAUCUGCACCGCCGCUUCAACACCUCACUGGUAUUCCCCCGUUCUAAGAGGAGCUUCACCCCUGAGAACAUCUGUAACUGGGUGUAUGAGAACAAAGAGAGUGUCAUCACCUGGAUUCAGCUAAUUGGAGAGAAGAGCCAUGCUCUGGAGGCAGAGCUACGUAAAGGACCAGCCCUGCUUGUGUUUCUCCCGCAGAGUCCACUAUCAGCCAGUCAGACGCUGUCUGAGGUAGCAGACGUAGCAUUGCGGUAUCACUCGUGUUUAGCGGACAGCGUCUCCUCCUCUGUCUGGUCGCCGUCAGGUUCUGUCCUGUCUGAGCCGAGGUGCUGCAAGUCCAUGCACGUGUCUGCUAACGCUAAGGUGUGUGAGGUGUGUGUGAGGUCUGCGUGGGAUCUGGAGGCGGCGCUUCACUCGUUCCUGCGCAGCACUUUGCCCAGGGCGUCGUCCGUCUGCAGUAACACACAGCGCAGCUACGGCACGCUCCAUCAUUACACCGCCUGCUGCAGGACCCUCACCCACAGGCUCCACCCCCUGCUGGAGGAGGGCGGGGUCAUGGGCCUUCACUGCCGGACCAAUAAGACGCUGCGCUUUUACACUCUGGACUCGCGACUGGCUUGGCCACUGGCACAGCGACUCGGAGCGGCAGGAAACCACAGCACACACUCGCACACACACACCUUCACCACCAUCGUCAACCUGAGAGACGAGACACACUACGUACUGCAGGACACGGGGAGAGAGGCACUGGAGCAGUUCAUAGUGAACUUCAGUGCCCCCUACAGUCCACUGCACAGACACUUGGUGGGCGUCAAUGAAGCUCCGCCCCCACGCUCCCUCAUCCAGGAAGUGACCACGCAGUCCUUCAGAGACAUAGUAAUGGACGCAGAGAAGGAUGUGUUGUUGUUCUACUAUACGGGAUGGUGUGGGUUCUGUACGGUUCUUAAUCACGUUCUUCUGCGCUUGGCCCGACUUUUCCAGGGAAACAGCACCUUCACGGUGGCCAGGGUGAACGUUGGUCUUAACGACCUGCCGUGGGAGUUCAUGGUGGACCACCUGCCCACCUUCCUGUUCUUCCCCAGACACAGGAAGCACAUGAGUGUGAAGUUUCCAGAGAACACCCGUGUCACUGUCCCCAAUCUAGUCCGCUUCAUCUUCAAUCAUUCUAGCACCUCCCCUCAGGGAAAGGCGGGGCCCAAGGCACUUCUGGAGGUGGAGUUUCGCACCCUGCAGGGGGAGGUGCUGUCUCUGCAGCGUGCCCGUGAGCGGCUGUCACAGCAGCUGGCGGCUCUGUGGAGGGAGAACCGACGCCUGGUGCUCCAGACUCAGGAGAUGCGGUCCCACAAUGCCGAGCUGCAGGAGCAGAGCACCCGGCUCGAGAUGCUGUACCAGGAGAAAAGCCGGCAGCUCACUGAGGCUGUGAAAAGGCUGCAAGAGCUCGCCGAAGCUUCUGAGGACCUGCUCAAGGAGAACUCACUGCUGAAGGUCCUGCUUGCCGUUUUGAGGGAAAAAGGCAGCAGGGGCGGGGCAGGGGGGCGGAGUUGGGAUGAGGAUGGGAUGCAGGAUGUCUCGUGAUGGCUCAGGGAUGAUGACGAUGAUGAUGAGGAGUGAUGACUCUAGGAUCCUCUUCUGGAAGCCGCUGUCGCUCUGUUAGCCACCCUGCAGAGAGCUAGUCACACAUGCUCAGUGUCGGAUAUUAAACAUGUAGGAAAUACUGCCACCUGGUGGAGCAGUCAGAAAUAACGUGUGUAAAGUUCCUGUCACCUUGUGGCUGCUUUGAGAGUCAUAAUAAUGAUUUGAAUGUGUGUUAAUGAAUAGGAACGUGCUGCCAUCUAGUGGCAGAGUUAAACAGUGUGUUAAAGAACUGGAGUUCAAAAUGACGUACAGUUGGUAAGAAAUUAGAAUCUAAAUGAAGUUGCUUCCAUCUAUUGGAGGCGUCAGGAAUUAACCUUCUACUGCAGACGUUCUAUUUUUCUGUUUAUCUCUCUGUCAGUCUUGCUAUACUUUCUAUAUUUGCUUAUAUUCCAUUUCUAAUUUAUUCGACCCUUGACCCCUACACACUGGUGUUUUUCCUUUGUCUCAGGGUAACACUGCAGUAGACGGUUUAAAAGGUUAGGUUCAUCCAUGAUGAUGAUUUAGACAAUGCUGCCAUCUUGCGGCAAAUUUAGGAAUUACAGUAAUGAUUGGAUUUACGCUAGUGUCCACGCUGAUGUAUUCGCCAUGAGAGGAAAUUGUGACCCCCAGUGGCCGCUCUGGGGAUUGCAGUCGAGCUGUUCUGUGUGUGAUGUUAUGAGUGAGCGAAUGAUAAAAUGACAGUGUCUCCUGGAGCCUCAGGUUUUAAUCGCAGCAUCCGUUCAGAUUAAACGACGUGUCCUGUACAGGACAGACGCCACGUUCUCACUCGACCUCCUGAGAAUAUAUUAAUGUUUCUAUAUUUUGUUGAUCUGCUAUUUUUCUUAAAUACAGCACUCUAUUUUUACACAAGUCCUCAGGUCCAUAGAGACACGGUGUCUGUGUAGAGUCGAGGUUGUUGUGCAGGACGAUGUGCUGCGCUGUUUACAGAAGUAUUGUGUAGAUUUUUGUACCAAAUAAAUAAUGAUUCAUUUCUUCA
Molecule: messenger RNA, 3499 nt
Organism: Ictalurus punctatus (channel catfish)
Lineage: Eukaryota; Metazoa; Chordata; Actinopteri; Siluriformes; Ictaluridae
Gene: txndc11
Product: thioredoxin domain containing 11
Exons: 12
Coding region: 151-2463 (770 amino acids)
Source: RefSeq, a predicted model, not a curated record